AUCAUGCAACGCGCCUUCUAACGCGCAUGCGUAGAUCCGCCCGACCUGUCGCAGGCAACGCGCAUAUCGAGGGUGUUCGUUAAGAAUAGCCUAUAAUAACGUUUAUUUUUGCUUCCUGCGUUUUCACAACAAGUCGAACCCAUGUCAGGAGACGAGAUGAUAUUUGAUCCCACUAUGACCAAGAAGAAGAAGAAAAAGAAGAAGCCUUUUAUGCUGGAGGAAGAUGGUGGAGAGGGAGAUGAAGGCCAACAGUUGGAAACGAAAGAGACAGAGGCUGACGGGGCCGAUGAGAAAGAGUUCGAUUUUGAUGAAGAUGAGGGGAGGAAGAAAGAAACAUCAGAUGACCUGGAUGACUUAAACUUCUUCAACCAGAAGAAAAAGAAAAAGAAGUCCAAAAAAGAGAAGAUUUUUGAUGCUGAGCUUGAAGAAGGAAUGAAGGAGCUGAAGAUCGAAACGGAGCCAUCAGAGACACAAGAGGAGGAUGAACUAAUGCUGCCCACUAAGAAGAAGAAAUCAAGAAAAGUCAAAGAUUUUCUAGAGGACACGGACAGUCAGAGCAAAGAUGACGGAGUGGAAGAUGAAGACAGUAAAAACACAGAUGACAUCACAUUCAGCACACAGACGGGCCCUGCCUGGGCAGGAUCGGAGAGGGAUUACACAUAUGAUGAGCUUUUGAAUAGAGUCUUUAACAUCAUGCGGGAAAAAAAUCCAGACAUGGUGGCUGGAGAGAAGAGAAAGUUUGUGAUGAAGCCGCCUCAGGUUGUCAGGGUCGGCACAAAGAAGACCUCAUUCGUAAACUUCACAGACAUCUGCAAACUGUUGCAUCGACAACCAAAACAUCUUUUGGCUUUUUUGCUGGCCGAGUUGGGCACAUGUGGAUCCAUAGAUGGAAACAAUCAGCUCGUCAUCAAAGGCAGAUUCCAGCAGAAACAGAUAGAGAAUGUCUUAAGAAGAUAUAUAAAGGAGUACGUGACGUGCCACACGUGUCGGUCUCCUGACACAAUCUUGCAGAAGGACACGCGUCUGUAUUUCCUGCAGUGUGAGACGUGUCACUCCCGUUGCUCCGUCGCCAGCAUCAAGACCGGAUUCCAGGCCGUGACGGGCAAGAGAGCGCAGCUGCGUGCCAAAGCCAACUAACGCCUGUCCCUCCACCAUCACACACCUGCGCUCCACCACCAAACUCAACAUAUCCACUCACACAGGUUACUACCCCGUCUGUUCAGAGUUCUCGGCCGUCUCAAAUGCAUCAUUUCAUUUCCUUCAGCUCCUCUGAGCUCUGAAAUGGCCUAUGCACAGGAAGAGAGUGUUGAUUUGUUCUGUCUGGCUGUGGAGCAGAGAGGGCGCAGAGCCUGGAGGAUUUUAUGAAUGAACUGUUGGUGAAAUUUGUUGUUGCUGUAUUACCUUCAGAAAAACAAUUUAAAUAAAAUGCAUACCAGCUGGGCAAACACAUGCAGUGUAUGUUUCUGGGAAGGCAUGUUGCCUUACAUUUAGAGAGUUUGAAUGUGAUUGAGAAAUGAGCUUGAUGAUUGGCUUGAAAUAUACUGUAUGAUUUGGUAUGAUUGUGAACAAACGCUAGUAUUUCCACCCCUUUUGUUUUUCUGUGCUUUAAAAAAGGAUGAUUGUAUGUUGAUUGAACAUCUCUUAAAAGAA
This is a messenger RNA of Sinocyclocheilus grahami, 1650 nucleotides long. Its product is annotated as eukaryotic translation initiation factor 2 subunit 2-like. The record is from RefSeq and is a predicted model, not a curated record. NCBI's taxonomy places the organism in Eukaryota, Metazoa, Chordata, Actinopteri, Cypriniformes, Cyprinidae. The transcript is spliced from 9 exons. Gene Ontology annotation, molecular function: translation initiation factor activity; translation initiation factor binding; mRNA binding. The coding region runs from base 142 to 1137 and encodes 331 amino acids. Gene Ontology annotation, cellular component: eukaryotic translation initiation factor 2 complex. Gene Ontology annotation, biological process: translational initiation; formation of translation preinitiation complex.